AUGGCCUCCACCAACAAGGACGAUCCCAUACUUCGUCUCAAGAAUAAUCUCGUCAACAUCUGGAAAUCCAGCGAGUAUUCGGACCUGCUGAUUCGCUGCAACAAUGGCGACGAGCACCGAGCCCACCGUGUAAUCCUGUGCAGCCAAUCCGAGUUCUUUCGGCGCGCAUGCAACCCCAAGACCGGCUUCAAGGAAGCCCUCUCCGGCAUCAUCGAACUCCGCCACGACGACCCCUCGACCGUCCGCGCCAUGCUCGAAUUCUGCUACACCUUCACCUACACGCCGCCACCACCACCGGCGCCGCAACAGUCCCACCAACCCGCGGAAGAAGACCGCAUGAUCUUCCACGUCCACAUGUACGCCGUCGGCGACAUCUACGCCAUCCCCGCGCUCAAGCGCCUCGCCGUCCAAAACUUCGAGCGCGACGUCUCCCACCGCUUCCCGCGCUUCCCCGCCGCCGUCCGCGCCAUCUACGAGACGACCCCCGCCACCGACCGCGCGCUGCGCGACGUCGCCCUGCGCGUGUGCGCCGCCCACGCCCGCGACCUGCUCGGCGACCCGGCGUUUGACGAGAUGAUGGACGAGCUGGGCGUGUUUGGCCGCGAGCUCGCGCGGGAGAUGCUGGGGCUCGCGUCUUCGUCUUCGGGUCGUGGUGGGGGUGGGGGUGGUGGUGCGAAUGGUGCGAAUGGUGUCAACGGUGCGCCGCCGGCGAAGAACGUCGUUGUGGAUUGUCGCCGGUAUCGCUGCAGCGUCUGUCGCCGCGCCGUGGCGUGGAACAUCCCCAAGCCCUGCCCGACGGAGCUGCUGCAGUGCAUGUAUUGCGGCGCGGGGUUUGCGCCCGCGACGUGGAAGAAGAGGCUCAUCAGGCCGGACGAUCCGCCUGAGCCUGAGGAUUUGGCCGAGCGGCCGUCGAGUGUGGCGGGGGAGGAUGGCGGCGCGGGGUGGUGA
Molecule: messenger RNA, 948 nt
Organism: Diplodia corticola
Lineage: Eukaryota; Fungi; Ascomycota; Dothideomycetes; Botryosphaeriales; Botryosphaeriaceae
Product: btb poz-like protein
Exons: 3
Coding region: 1-948 (315 amino acids)
Molecular function (GO): protein binding
Source: RefSeq, a predicted model, not a curated record